Sebastes umbrosus (honeycomb rockfish) is the source of this 1071-nucleotide messenger RNA. Its product is annotated as cyclin-dependent kinase 2-associated protein 1. The coding region runs from base 222 to 584 and encodes 120 amino acids. The transcript has 4 exons. NCBI's taxonomy places the organism in Eukaryota, Metazoa, Chordata, Actinopteri, Perciformes, Sebastidae. Gene Ontology annotation, cellular component: nucleus; cytoplasm. The record is from RefSeq and is a predicted model, not a curated record.
AAACCGGGUUAAACCGGGUUAAAACCGCCGUUUUUAUCGUCUAAAUCACGUUUAAUGUGUCUCUUUCUUGAUAACCCGCAAUGGCUGUUAGCCGUGUUAGAAAGCAUAGUGGGUGUCAAUAUAAAGUGACGGCCAUAUUUGCCGGUGCCGCUGUUGUAAACAAAAAGUGAGAGACAGACGCUUCACUGAAUUUCGGGUCAUUUUUAUUUCUUUAAUUUACAAUGUCUCUGGGAAUGUCUUAUAAACCCAAUGUCCAUCAGCACAUUCCGGGAACUUCUGGGAACCAGGUUGGAAGCCUCCAGUCUCCCUCGGCGGCUAACCUGGCCACGUUGCAGUCCUACAGGCCGCUUCUGAGCGACUUUGGACCUCCAUCUCUGGGAUUCUCACAGGGCUCCACCGGCAGCCAAGUGCCUCAGAACAAAUAUGCAGAGCUGCUGGCCAUCAUCGAAGAGCUGGGGAAGGAGAUCAGGCCCACGUAUGCUGGAAGUAAGAGUGCAAUGGAGAGACUGAAAAGAGGAAUAAUCCACGCCAGAGGGUUGGUGCGUGAAUGCUUGGCUGAGACGGAGAGAAACGCCAGGUCCUAGCUACGAACACACAUUCCUCCCUGCAAGAAGAACUAACAGUGAACGUCUCAUGAAAACAAAAAAAAAACUUGCAUGGCAUUUCCGUCGAGAAGAGGAAGUAAAUGAACAAAGGAUGGGAAAAGCAAGCUCCUAGAGAGAGAGAGAGAGAGAAUACAAUAAGAGAAUUCAUGACUCCUGAGGCUUCUGGAGGAUCAUUUAAAUCAUGUGUGGGUUACUGGAAUUCAUAUGAAAGGAUAUCAUGGGUUUUUAACGCCCCACUUUUGGGAUCUUAGUUUUGACUUCAUUUAAAACAUUGGUUUGUGCAUGCGAACGGGCCCGGGGGUUAAUAGUAGACAGUGCAUGGCUUGUACAGGGGUAGAUGGACAGGACUUGUUUUUGAUAGUAUUUUGGUCUGUUUUUCAGACCCUUAUAACACACAUGAUGAGUGAGUGAGGGGCAGAGACGUGCCAAAUGCAUCGGUUCAUUCGUGUUGAGGUUGGUUUUGGUA